CUUAUAAAUAUAUCUAUAUAGAAUAUUCUAGAAUCUAGGUAUAUAUAGAGCCUUUAACUCGCUCCUUAACUAACUUUUCUAUUAAAACAAAAGCAACAAAUGAUUUUCCGAUAGAGGGGUAAGAAACCAGGAGCCUCCUAUGCGGAAAGGAUUUGGUUAACUCCAGGGUAUUGCUUGUGCUCAGGUGCCCAAAGGGGUUAUUUGCAUAUUCUAAAAGGUCCCCCCUCGCCAAAGAUGCUUUAUGGUGUAUGGCGUCCCAAAAUCUAGAACACAUGCCGCGCAGACACACGCACACCACCCGUUCCACCUUUACACUACUUUUGCCCACCCUCUGCAUACCCAUGCCUACCUCUUCUUCGGCGCUCCGAUCACCGUUCGUGAAUAGCUAACGCUCGCAAGCGGAACAUCCUCCCUCCUCGCCCUUUGCUUCGCUUCGAUCCCCGUCCGGUCAGUAACAACUGUUGCAUCAAUAAUUCUAUCGAACUCGUCAUCAUCUCCAUCGGAUCCAUUAUCUGAAUCCGCCUGUACAGCAACCGGCUCGGGGCGCGGAAUAUGCGCCGGAGAGGGUUUAGAAGUUGAGGCGGGGCUAGAGAAGGGUUUCGAGGCGAGAACCUGCCGGCGCAGUUCAGCCAUCUCGGCUUCGUCGUCGGAGUCGUCAGAGAUAUCGAAGGGAUCGCGGUCGUUUUGGGGGAGAGACAAAGAUGGGUCGGAGGGGAUUUUCGGGGGUUUGGAGCCGAGGUAUAUUCGGUCUAUGCUACCCUCUUCGUCGUCGUCUUCUGCAUCCUCAUCGUCGUCUUCGUCGGAACUCACGGCGGCUCUGUGGUUGGUGUUCCCGGUCUUCCAAAUAUCAUCCGCUGCCCCUUCCUCCCUACUAUCCGUAUAUUCCUUCUCCAAUCUCUCCAUCCACGCCUCCUGUGCCUUCUUCACACCCGCUUCAUCCUCACACGCAGCGUAACGCUUCAGGAUACUGCUAUUAAUUUGCAAGAACGCGCUGCCAUAGCUAAAUGGCGCCAACACCUCCUUUGCCCACUCAGGAUGUCCACAUAUAUAAAACGCUGCCGCCAGGGCCUCCACGCAAUUUAGCCGCCAUGGCUUUCCGUAGUUCACCGAGUUCGCCGCCACAAGAUAAGGUAGCAGACGCUCGCACUUCCCGCCGAUACGUGGCCAGGGCACUUCGCUCGUUCGCGCCCAUGAGCACUCUACCACCGCCGCGCCGUAGGCCUCCAUCGUCUCGCGAUCGGCGGGGGAGACGGUCGCCUUGCCGUUCGGGGUGAUGAUGACGCCGGAAUGCUUCUGGCCGAUCGCCAGUUCGCGCAUGAGGCCUUGCUUCAUAAGUUUGCGGCCGGAGCAACGCUUCGGAUCGCAGUGACCGAGAUCCCAGCAGGCGGCUCGAAAAGAGGGGCGGGCAUGAGGAGCAUCGGAGUCGUCGUCCCUGGGGCCUCGUUGGCGGGGGGCGUUGGCGUAUUUCUUGCCUUUAGGGCCGAAGCCAUCUUUCUUGUGGCGAACCAUCGCAGGAGAAAUAAACGUUGUUGUUUGUAGUAUUUGAUUUCUUAGAUCGUAGCGAGAUGGAAAUCGUAAAUGUGCCUUGCUUCGUCUUUUGUGAGUCGUAUGUGUAGUUUGGGGCAGGUUGAUAUGCUGCCAAAUUCUAUUAUCACGAUAAUAACAUCGUGCCGCUCUACACCGCCCGGUGACUUGCCCCCGACCCUCCGAUGUGGCUGCGCAGUGCCAAGCUAUAUCUAGGUCGACAUCACCACACCACAUCAUAGCUCUCAGCUUCCUUCUAUUUCGAAUUUCUUUGCAUGCCCUCUCCCCGAACCAGCUCACACCGGGCUUCAUAACCACCCAAACCCGCCCAUGGAAGCUGCUUCAGCGCGUAUGGCUACGCGCGACCGCUUCUCACAAGCGGGCGACUUGGGUCCCACCCCGCUCCAGCGCUUCAUCCAGCAAGCCUGCUCGCCCGAGUACUUUGAGCCGAACCUGUCGCUCAAUCUCGAGAUCGCGGACCUCAUAAACUCCAAGAAGGGGAAUGCGCCGCGCGAGGCCGCCGUUGCGAUCGUCAACUAUAUCAACCACCGGAACCCUAACGUGGCCUUGCUGGCACUAAGCCUCCUCGACAUCUGCGUGAAGAACUGCGGGUAUCCGUUCCAGCUGCAGGUCGGCACGAAGGAAUUUCUCAAUGAGCUUGUUAGGAGGUUCCCGGAGAGGCCGCCUGUGAGGGCUACGAGGGUCCAGUUGAGGAUUUUGGAGGCGAUUGAGGAGUGGAAGAGCACUAUUUGCCAGACAAGUCGGUAUAAAGAGGACUUGGGGUUCAUACGGGAUAUGCAUAGGCUGCUUAGUUAUAAGGGCUAUACGUUUCCGCAGGUUAGGAGGGAGGAUGCCGCGGUGUUGAAUCCGAGUGAUAACCUCAAGUCGGCAGAGGAGAUGGAGGAGGAAGAGAGAUCUGCGCAAUCGGCAAAGUUGCAGGAACUGAUCCGGAGAAGUGGGCCGGAGGAUUUGCAGGAGGCGAAUCGGUUGAUGAAGAUAAUGGCUGGAUAUGAUACCCGAUCGAAAACUGAUUAUAGAGCGAAGGCAGCCGAGGAGGUGGGCAAAAUUCAACAAAAGGCUAAGUUGCUAGAAGAGCGGCUUGAGGCUUUCCAGCCCGGAGAAACAAUGACCGAAGGUGAUGUGUACGAGGAGCUUGCCGCAUCACUGCAGAGUGCCCACCCCAAAAUACAGAAGAUGUGCGAGGAAGAGUCAGAUGACCAUGAAGCCGUGGCGAAACUAUUCGAGAUCAACGAUAGCAUAAAUCGCACGGUCGAGCGGUAUAAGCUAAUGAAGAAGGGAGAUAUUGAGGCGGCAUCGAAAAUCGCUAAAGGGACUCUGGGAACAACUACUGGAGUGGCAAAGAACGCUGCGAAUGAGCUCUCAUUAAUCGACUUUGAUGCCGAUGGAGAGGGUGUGGGUGGAGCUUCUUCAAGUGCACCACCGUCAAAGCCAGGUGGACUCGAAGACGACCUGCUUGGGUUAUCAAUGGGUGAAAGUACUAUUAGCGACGCCCCCUUUGGGCAGUCUGGUGCUAUUGGACUUGGCUUUGGUGCAAACAGAAACAUCCCUGGGCCAUCAUUGAUAUCCUCGACCACGGAAAACAACAGUGCGCGAGCUCCAACUCCUGCGGCGUCAACGGCGUCGCCAGCAUUAACACAGGCAAAUUAUGCCGGAUUCCAGCCUCCUGCACAGCAACCGCCCUCUGAUCCAUUUGCAGCUCUCACUCAGCCACUCAGACAGUCGACGCCACAACUUUCUUCCACCACUCCUUCCAUGUUUGACUUCGGUUCCAAUACAUCUACCCCAAAUCCAAACGCCACAAAUCCGCCAGUGUCCACAGAUGAUGAUGAAUGGGAGUUUGAAUCUGCACUACCAAAAAACAACGGGUUGCCAUCGAAUGUGAUCACUUUGACCGACUCUGUUAUAAAUAUCACAGCUGAAGCAAGUCGUAAAUCGAAUUCAGAUCCGGCUAUCACGAUAUCCCUAAGGUAUUCCAACAAGACCCCCAUGCCAAUCUCAGAUCUCGAACUCAGGGUAGCAGUGCCGAAGAAGUUGCAGGGAAUUUCACUCAAAUGGGAAACUCUGACAGGGACAACUCUGCAACCACUUCAGAAAGACGGAAUCUCACAAGUGGUACAUCUUAAUGGCGUAGCACUUGGACAGGGAAACAAUGUUAGACUGCGGUGGCAGCUAUUGUACAAGCUCGGCGGCGACUCUAGGCAAGAACAGGGCGAGAUACCAACUCUUGGUGUUGCAUAAAAAGCUGGUAUUAUAGUAGGGGUAGGGAAAGCGUUUUAGACUUGAAUCUAUGUAGCGGCAUUGCCAGCG
Messenger RNA from Pseudogymnoascus destructans, 3852 nucleotides. RefSeq lists its product as uncharacterized. Gene Ontology annotation, biological process: protein transport to vacuole involved in ubiquitin-dependent protein catabolic process via the multivesicular body sorting pathway; Golgi to vacuole transport; Golgi to endosome transport. NCBI's taxonomy places the organism in Eukaryota, Fungi, Ascomycota, Leotiomycetes, Thelebolales, Thelebolaceae. Gene Ontology annotation, molecular function: phosphatidylinositol binding; ubiquitin binding. The record is from RefSeq and is a predicted model, not a curated record. The transcript has 4 exons. Gene Ontology annotation, cellular component: trans-Golgi network. The coding region runs from base 1855 to 3783 and encodes 642 amino acids.